AUGGCUGGGUUUCCUCCGAGGCAUCCUGGAUUUGGGAAUUCUGGGAAGUGUUUUCUGAUUGAGAACCUGCUGCGUGCACCUGCGCCAGGUGUCUGUCUCAAGAGAUGCUCCCCGGCUCUGCUUUACGUUUCUCAGGAACGGGCUCAGACCCCGUCAGUUAUUAUGACCAGUGUUUCUCUGCCCUGCUGCUCUGGACCUGGAGCUGUGAUGUUGUCUGCUCCUCGGUUCCCUAAGGGCGUGGGGUCUGUGCUGUGGAGUCCAGCGCUGAGCUCCAGGUCGCGGCCGGGAAUCCUGCGGAGGGCCGUGUUCUCUGAGGAACAGAGACGAGAGCUGGAGAGAACCUUCCACAAGCAGAAAUACAUCAGCAAGACCGACCGCAACAGACUGGCCACCGACCUCUGUCUGAAAGAGACACAGGUGAAGAUCUGGUUCCAGAACCGCAGGAUGAAGUGGAGGAACUCCAGAGAGAAGGAGAGCACGUACACGCGACCGCCGAUGGAGAGACUCAUGCUCUGGAGUGAAUCUGAACCAGCAGACAAAACACACACGUCAGCGCAGACCAAACACUCUCACACACACUCACCGGUGCACAGCACAAACACUGAGACCAGAUGA
Messenger RNA from Sinocyclocheilus anshuiensis, 615 nucleotides. RefSeq names its product homeobox protein DBX2-like. Gene Ontology annotation, molecular function: DNA-binding transcription factor activity, RNA polymerase II-specific; DNA binding. The record is from RefSeq and is a predicted model, not a curated record. The coding region runs from base 1 to 615 and encodes 204 amino acids. NCBI's taxonomy places the organism in Eukaryota, Metazoa, Chordata, Actinopteri, Cypriniformes, Cyprinidae. Gene Ontology annotation, biological process: regulation of transcription by RNA polymerase II. The transcript is spliced from 4 exons.